Molecule: messenger RNA, 1290 nt
Organism: Leptonychotes weddellii (Weddell seal)
Lineage: Eukaryota; Metazoa; Chordata; Mammalia; Carnivora; Phocidae
Gene: GIMAP5
Product: GTPase, IMAP family member 5
Molecular function (GO): GTP binding
Source: RefSeq, a predicted model, not a curated record
GCCUGGAGAGCAGCCCCGAGAACCUGCAGCCGCCCCGAGAGCCGCCCGCCCGCCCCCCAGAGCCGCCUGCGCCCCGAGAGCCGCGGGGAGAGCCGCCCGCUCCCCACCGCCCAGAGCUACCUGCGCCCUGAGAGCAGCCUGGGGAGCCGCCGUCCAGCACGGAGCCCGCAGCGCUGCGCCUGAAGAGGAUGGAAGGGCUUCAGAGGGGCAGAUACGGAACGAUGGCUGAAGGCAGAGAGGAAGACAACUGGUUUGCAACAUCCACCUCACUGAGGAUCGUCCUGGUGGGCAAGACAGGCACUGGGAAAAGUGCCACAGGGAACAGCAUUCUCCGCCAGCCAGUGUUUGAGUCCAGGCUGGGGAGCCAGCCUGUGACCAAAACGUGCCAGGGCGAGACAGGGACCUGGAACGGAAGGAACAUCCUGGUGGUUGACACGCCCUCCAUCUUUGAGGCAGAGGCUCAGACCCAAGAGAUGUACAAGGACAUCGGGGACUGCUACCUGCUCUCUGCCCCCGGGCCCCAUGUAGUGCUGCUGGUGACCCAGCUGGGGCGCUUCACUGCCCAGGACACGGUGGCCGUGAGGAGGGUGAAGGAGGUCUUCGGGGCAGGAGUCAUGAAGCACGUGGUGGUCCUCUUCACCCACAAGGAGGACUUGGACGGCGAGUCCUUGCACGAUUACAUCACACACACGGACAACCAGAGCCUGAGGAGCCUGGUGGGGGAGUGUGGGAGGAGGUACUGUGGCUUCAACAACUCGGCCACCGGGGAGGAGCAGAAGGCGCAGCUGGUCGAGCUGAUGGCUGUGGUGGGGAGGCUGGAGAGGGAGAACGAGGGCGCCUUCCACAGCAAUGACCUCUUCUUUGAAGCCCAGAGGCUGCGGCAAAGGGGGGGCGGCGCCUGCGGGGAAGGGCACAGACGUUACCUGGACAGGGUGCGGGCGCAGCUGGGAAAGCAAAGACGACACCUGACAGACCCCAGGAGCAAGUGGGCCUGCGGGGCGCUCCUCAGAAUCACAAGAUGGAUGUUUUCUUGCAGUGGGAUAGCUGUUGUCCUCAGUAUAUGCAUUUUGAUUUUUCUUGCCGCUUUAAUUAACUUGAGUAUUACUCAUGGACACUGAGCAUUUUCAGUGAUUUCUGCAAUCAGCUGACUUAUGUUUUCAGAGUCGCCAUCUCUGUGUCAGAUUCUUUGUUUUUUACAUGAUUUCACGUUCUUUUGCUCUUCGUCACAUCAGACAUACUGUCCAUUUUCUUCAAGUGCUCUUAGGUCAAUAAAAUCCAAAGGAAAAAUUA